AUGGACGAUUGGGGCACUUUGCCCCGGGUGGAUAAAUUCUCCAACCACCAUGAUGCAAGCGGAUUGGGGCACCAAGCGGCGGUGAGAUGGACGCUGGAGGAGCAUCGCUUCAGGAACCACCGUGGUUGGUUUGGAACUACCUGUAGAAAAGCUCCAUGGCCUCAUGGGCGUCCUGGCGCCAGGACUGCCCUCCACCAUGCAGGACACGUCCUCCCUGGCACCAAUGACCGAUGCCCGAUGCCUGCAGGUGUGAAAAUCCAGAAAGUCUGCUGCUCCAGGGCUCCGUCCAUGUGUGGGUGGUACGUGCGGGCGUCUGUCGGAGCAGGGGCCUUGCCCGUCGGUUAG
Molecule: messenger RNA, 345 nt
Organism: Aspergillus terreus NIH2624
Lineage: Eukaryota; Fungi; Ascomycota; Eurotiomycetes; Eurotiales; Aspergillaceae
Exons: 1
Coding region: 1-345 (114 amino acids)
Source: RefSeq, a predicted model, not a curated record